Molecule: messenger RNA, 4976 nt
Organism: Solenopsis invicta (red fire ant)
Lineage: Eukaryota; Metazoa; Arthropoda; Insecta; Hymenoptera; Formicidae
Gene: rempA
Product: intraflagellar transport protein 140 homolog
Exons: 2
Coding region: 426-4748 (1440 amino acids)
Biological process (GO): intraciliary retrograde transport
Cellular component (GO): ciliary basal body; intraciliary transport particle A; axoneme
Molecular function (GO): protein binding
Source: RefSeq, a predicted model, not a curated record
UAUAAUUUUUGAAGGAAUCUUACAAAAUCUGAAGAACUUAAAAUUUUUCCUCCAUAAAUUUAAAUAAAGGAAAAAUUCUGUAUACAAAAAUAUGAGAAUUUUAUUCAACAGGUUAGACAACUUUUAAAUUUCCCUCAAUUUGCGCCUAACCUAACCUGGAUGUUAUAAUGGCGUUUGCAUCAUCGGUGUUUGUUUCCAUGACAACUGAUGACAACUGCAUUUAACAACAUCAAUUUACAUUAGAAUAGAUUGUGUUCCAUUGAUAUGAGAGAGAAUUGUUUAUUUAUACAUAAAAUGCAAUCAAUACUUUGAUUUAAUAAUGUGAAAAGAAAGUGAUAAUACGUGUAAUCAUAUUUGUACUAAUUUAUAUUCUGUUAAAUUGUAAUUAUAAAUAUGUACAGUAUAUAGUAGUAAUAUAAUAGACGAUGACUUUGUAUUUUGACAUACGAGUGCAAAAUCCCGAGAGUGCUUCCAUAAGCACCCUCGCAACUUGGCACAAUAACUAUCCUCUGUUAGCUGUCGCCGCGUACUCUCAAGACAAGGGUGGUUUCGUAACCAUCUAUGAUGAUCAAGGUGAACCUGUACAAGACGUCGAGUCACCAGGACACGCGGUGGCACAGGUCACUGCUCUCGGAUGGCAUCCCGAAAAGACAUGGCUAGCAGCGGGUUGGGAGAACGGGGAAUUACGAGUGUGGCCAGGGGACACUGGGACUCAGGAAUUCAAUGUAGUAGUGACUCCUCAUCGAGAGUCCAUCAUGAUUCUGCAGUGGAGUCAAUAUGGUGGCCGCUUGGUAUCAGCGGAUAGUGGUGGUUUUAUAAUCGGUUGGAAGAUAGACUCCAAAGGACAACUCUUCAUGACGUUUCAUCACGAACUGAAGGAAUCUUUUACACAAAUUGCAUUCAGAACAGUCCCGCUAAAACCAGCCAUUGAUAUUAGUGGUUUAGCAAAGGCGGCAGUAGCCGGUGAUGAGAGAGCCUUGGAUCUAUUCAGUUCCUGGCGUCCGAGAACUGCCGCUCCAACAGCAGUCCCCGCACAGCGGGACAACCAUUCGUUUUACAUUGGCACUUUAAAUGGCAUCAUAUAUUUUGUCGAUGCUCAAGGACAAUGCAAGGAAGUUCUUUCUACUGAUGGUGCAGCAUUAAACUGCUUAUUGUAUCAUCAGACUAGAGACUCUAUCAUUGUUAUGACAGAAGGAUUGAACAUUGGACACUUUCAAGUAAACCCAAUCAAUGGAGAACUCACCGAAUUGACAAAGGUAAAACUAAGCGGCAGAAGCGAUGUGUCACGCGCCACCGGUACCGUUCUGUGUUGGAUUGGUGGAAACACAUUGUCCGUGCUCACAGGAGAGCUCGCUGUACGAUGUUGGGAUCUUCACACGGGCGACACGUACGUCCUGUCGCCUCCGGAUUCGUCCAACGGAAAUAUCGCCACUCCUCAAGAAAUGUUCACUAGCUUGACGUUUUGUAAGGGCAAUGACACCUUGGCCGCCGGCACCAACUUGGGCACGAUCUAUUUAUGGAAGCGAAAAUGUGUGUCUGACUGUGAUGAGAAUUCUUGGCCGAGUAUCCCGGAAUCCUGCACGAUUCACGGCACGGUGAAGCAAUUGGUGUGGGGCGUCAGUUUAUCACGGAACUCUCUUUUGGCCGUUAACUGCAUCACCAAUGUGUUUAUCCUGCAUCAACAACCGAUGUGUGCCGUAUACAAUGACGGCGUUUGCGCGAGCCAGCUCACUCCGACACAGAUUCUGCUCGAGAUGGACGAGCAGAUGUAUACUCUAAAGACGGAGAUGCAGGUGCAAGUCAUCGCUGUAUCAAGGGAAUACAUUGCUGUAUCUUCUGGCAGACAGAUCAACGUUAAUCGCAUCAACAAGGGUGCCAAUCUCAAUACGAACGUAUUGGCAACCUUCAGCUGUGAUACAGAAAAGAUGUUGAUAUACGAGCACACAUUGAUUGUGUUGACUCCAACGAUAAUUCAGCUGCGCUCUAUAGAAGGUUCCGUUAUUCAGACGCUCCCCACUUUGCCAGAGGAAGGCGAACCGAUCACAAUGGAAUUAACAGGGCAUUAUUUAACUGUAGCAUCGUUAAACGGCAUUCUAAAAAUUUGGAAUUUGGGCAAACACGAGGCUAAGCUACACACUCGCGCCAUGGCGACGUAUGAAGCGAUUAGUGAUUUUGCCGAAAUUAUUGAGGCCAGAUGUAAUUCGGAUUGUCGCUGCGUCUCAAUUACCGUCGCCAUGGCGAAUCUUAUGCCCAGUUCGGUUUUAUAUAUUUGGGAUAUCGAAAGCGAUCAGAUUCAUGAAUUUGAUUUUGGAGAAUCAAACGACUUAGUUGACGAUGAUAUGUUAGUUGCGCAAUGCAAAGGAAGGUUGAUCACAGCGCAUUGUUGGGACGUGGAGGAUCCCAGGCUAUUAGUAUGUCGAGCUCAGAGAUUGGAAAGCCGUGAUUCCAAGAGUUUCAAUAAGGACAAUGAUCGGACUGUACAAGCCUCUGUCGUGUUAGUAUCAUUAUUUGCGACGUCCGAUCACGGUAUAGUAAUACAGGAUGUGAAGCCGAUCACAGAUGAGAAUUGUCGAUUGUUAGGUGUGCGUUCGCCACAUAUUGUUAUCCUGAAUUCUGAAAAGAGUUUGGAUAGGAAUAGCAAGAUCAUACAGUUAUUAAUGAGAGACUUUGAGGAACUGGGAGAUUGCGAUUCCAUUACCAAGAAAGCAGUGAUGGACUUUAGUUAUCAUAUUAGUGUGGCAAACAUGGAAGAAGCCUUUAAAGCCAUUAAAUCUAUAAAGAAUGAGGCUGUUUGGAAGAGCUUAGCCAAAAUGUGCGUGAAAACAAAGCAACUAAAUAUGGCACUCCUAUGCUUGGGUCAUAUGAAGCAAGCUAAUGCCGCGCGGGCUUUACGCGAAGCGAUGCAGGACGAUAGCUUGAACUUGGAAGCGCAAGUAGGAAUUUUGGCCGUUGAACUUGGCCUUCAUAUUGACGCUGAACGUCUAUUUCGCGAAGCGAAACGUCUGGAUCUACUGGGACGACUGUAUGAAGCACGGAACAAAUUUAAAGAAGCAAUCGAGUUAGCUAACAAUGAGAACAAGAUCCGCGAAAAGACGAGUUAUUACAAUUACGCUCGUGCGCUGGAGCAACAGGGUAAAAUGGCGGAAGCUAUCGAUAUGUAUACGAAGGCCGAUUGUCAUCGAUUCGAAGUGCCCAGGAUGCUUUUGACGAGACCUCGAGAGUUGCUUACGUAUUUAAAUAAUUCCGAAGAAUCGGAGAUUAAGAAUUGGCAUGCCCAAUACACCGAAUCGACUGGUGACAUGGAGACUGCUCUACAUCUGUACGAACAAGCCAAAGAUACUCUCUCGAUGACGAGGCUGCUUUGUUACUUUGGCAGAGAAGAUGAAGUGUGCGAGCUGGUGACUAGAACAAAUCACGCUGCAGCGGCAUAUCAUCUUGCUGCACAUUACGAGUCGAAAAAUAAUGUGGUACAAGCGGUUCAUUUCUACACGGUUGCUAAAGCUUACACUAAUGCAAUACGACUGUGCAAGGAACAUAGCAUGCUAGAAGAAUUGUGGCCAUUGGCUAUACUAGCACCGCGGCACUCACAGAUAGACGUCGCUAAGUUUUAUGAGGAUAAUGAUCAACCGGAUCGCGCGGUGCUGUUGUAUCACAAAGCUAACCUUCUGCACAAGGCUUUGGACGUUGCGUUCCGAAUGCGACAGUACAGUGCGUUACAACUAAUCAUCAUGGACGUGAACGCUGAUUCUGAUCCGGCGUUAAUCCAUAAAUGCGCUGAUUACUUCAUGCAGAACGACCAGAUCGAUAAAGCGGUGGACUUGCUCGCAAUCGGCAGGGACUACAUGGCGGCUUUAGAUCUGAUUCAACAGCAUAACGUCGUGUUGAGCGAGGAACUUGCAGAGAAGUUGACGGUCGAGAAAGGAAGCGACGAUGAUGCUGAGCACGAACGUACAAGGAUUUCUACGCUCGAAAAAAUCGCGGAGAUCGCCUUCGAGCAAGGAAACUACCAUCUUGCGACCAAAAAAUUUACACAAGCUGGUAACAAGCUGCGUGCUAUGAAGGCGCUGCUCAAGUCCGGAGAUACCGAAAAAAUCUGCUUCUUUGCACAGGUCUCGCGGAAUCGCGAAAUCUACAUCAUGGCGGGCAAUUAUUUGCAAUCUCUGGACUGGCAGAAUCAACCAGAAGUUCUGAAGAAUAUAAUCAAUUUCUAUUCCAAGGGAAAGGCUAUGGAUCUACUGGCGAAUUUUUACGUGGCUUGUGCGCAGGUAGAGAUUGAUGAGUUUCAAAAUUAUGAAAAGGCACUAGACGCGCUGAAUCAAGCGAGUAGGUGUCUAUCCAAGGUGAUGACACCGCGAGAUCCCGAUGUUCACAAGCGAGCGGUGGAAUUGGUGAAUAAUAGAAUGUCGGCGAUUAAACGCUAUUUGGACAUUAAAAGAUUGUUCGAGAGAAGUGAAACAGAGACGGCGAUGCAACAAGUUCGUCAUCUACUAGACUCUCAAGGACCUAAUCUGGAACAGUCGGUGCGUCAUGGUGAUUUAUUUGCAAUGAUUACACAACAUUAUGCUAAUAUAGGAGACACCGAGAAAGCUUGGGCGACCAUCGAAGAAUUGAAACGUCUAGUACCAGGAAUUAAUUUAACUUAUUAUUUUAAUGUAAAUCUUCUAGAAGCGUUGGGCUAUAAAAUGAAAGUGCAUCGGCAAGACAGUUCCGACAAAGACGAUGGAAUCGAAGAACUUUUAGGAGAGUAAAACUUUAUUAACCGGGUAACAGUUGUCUUUGUUCGUAUAAACGAUUAUCUGAGAUAUUUUUAGAUCCCAAUUAAAAAUCGCUACAAUUACAUGUUGUAUAUUUAUUGGUUGUUGUAUAAUUUAUAGUAUUUGACAUUAUUACGUAUAUUUACUCGGUAUUUUUAAAAAUGUAAAAAGAAAUAAAAAAUAAAUAUGGAUUUUUGAUCAAUAAAGAAAAUUAUUAAAUAA